UGCGCUGAUGGCAACAGAUAAGUAAAAAGUGAGCUCCUCGGACGCACGACAACACACCAACUGAAGUGGAAAGCGGCUCCUGUUCUGCUCCUUAUCCUAUUUCGGACGCCGCGUACAGGGCGGUGUGGCUUCAGACUGCUGCAGGACUUUAUCAGAGAGAAGAAGUCUGCUAAGAAGACAGCCUCGCCUCCUACUUGUGCGUAAAGUUUCGUUUCAGUCAGCCUUUUCUUAUUUUUAUUUUCUUUAAUGCCUCUGAUUUAGUAUCGUGGUUGUAGUGUUUAUAGUUCAAAAAAUUGGAAAUCAACAGUUUUGUUUGCAAUCUCGAAGAUUAAAUUGAAUCUAAUGACGGCAGAGGUCCAGCAGCCCCCCGCGCAGCCUGCCCAGAGCAGCCCGAUGUCUGCUCCGGAAAAGCCGCACGGACAGACUGCGGUAAUGGAAACCGCCUCCUCCACUACGAAAACUAAAAAGACAAACGCGGGGAUCCGCAGACCAGAGAAACCUCCGUAUUCAUACAUCGCUUUAAUAGUUAUGGCUAUCCAGAGCUCUCCAACCAAGCGCCUGACGCUCAGUGAAAUCUACCAGUUCCUCCAGAGCCGCUUCCCGUUUUUCAGGGGCUCAUACCAGGGAUGGAAGAACUCCGUGCGUCACAACUUGUCCCUCAACGAGUGCUUCAUUAAGCUGCCUAAGGGCCUCGGCCGGCCAGGAAAGGGCCACUACUGGACUAUCGACCCGGCUAGUGAGUUCAUGUUCGAGGAGGGCUCUUUCAGAAGGAGGCCCCGGGGUUUCAGGCGCAAGUGUCAGGCGCUAAAACCUAUGUACAGCAUGAUGAACGGCCUGGGAUUCAACCACAUUCCCGAGUCCUAUAACUUCCAGGGGAGCGGCGGGGGUCUGUCCUGUCCUCCCAACAGCCUGUCUCUGGACAGUGGGAUCGGGAUGAUGAACGGACACUUGGCUGGUAAUAUGGACGGGAUGGGUCUGUCCGGACACACCAUGUCUCACUUAUCGACCAACGGAGGACAUUCCUACAUGGGAAGUUGUACAGGCUCCACAGGGAGUGAUUAUCCCCACCACGACAAUUCUGGCUCCCCUCUGCUCACCAGCGGAGGGGUCAUGGAGCCUCAUUCCGUCUACUCGAGCUCUGCCUCUGCAUGGGCUCCCGCGCCUUCGGCCUCGCUAAAUAACGGGGCCUCCUAUAUAAAACAGCAGCCUCUGUCUCCUUGUAAUCCAGGGGCCAACCCGCUGCAGCCGAGUCUGCCUACACAUUCACUGGAGCAACCUUACCUGCACCAGAACGGGCACAGCACCACAGAUUUACAAGGUAUUCCUCGGUACCAUUCCCAGUCCCCCAGCAUGUGUGACCGGAAGGAGUUCGUCUUCUCGUUUAAUGCCAUGACAUCCUCAGCGAUGCACACACCGAGCAGCAGCUCUUACUACCACCACCAGCAGGUCUCCUACCAGGACAUCAAGCCCUGCGUCAUGUGAUGCCUUAACGGACACUCAGCAGAACGGCGGACGGUGCCACGGACUCGAAGCAGAGCAAAACUGAGAUGAGAAAAACCCUGAAGUAAAAAAACCACUGAGACAAAGAAAGUAUAGCCUCGGCGCUGCAUGGAGAGAGCUCACUGUACUACUUUUACGUACUGUUUCACACAGCGACAGUAACGCGGAGGCAGGUCAACCAUGAGUCAAAUCAAUAAUAAUAAUAUAAAAUAAUAAAACAUUUUCAUGGUAUCAGCAUCGAGCAGCGGGAUACAGACUGGGUGCAUAAAUUCCUGCUGUUGUAUGGUACGAAGUCCUGCAGAGCGGAUCACUACCACUUCACACUUUGUUUAUUCCUCGUGUUAAAGUAGGCCCCUGUAAAAAUGUCCACGUCAAUUUUCAACAUCUGAACUUGAACUUUUUUCCUUUGACAAUUAGACUGAGGCCCAUGUUUUCCUUUUUGGACUUUCAUACCAGCGUUGAAUUUUGAACUUUCUUUUGGACAUUGCAUAUUUAUGUCCAUAUUUACUGUGUACAAACGAUGAAGGCACUUUUUGAAAGCCUAAAAGCGCAACUUUUAUUUAUUCAGUAGGGCUUUAUAUUUUAAUUUUCAGGCGAAUUGGCCAAGGUUUUUGCUUUAUUGGCAAUAUUUGUCAGAGCGCUUUUUAUUUGUUUUUAAAUGAGAAUUGAGGAUAUAUUGUUAGCACUGUUAUGUCAUUUGUGUUACAUCUAUGUAGACCAGUACUUUCAGCACUGUAAACUUGUAUAUUGUCAGGAAAAUUAGCAAGGCUCCAUCAAUGAGGGCUAAUGUUGAGGCUUUAAUACAAAUUAUUUGUUAAAAAAAAAUGAAUAAAAAUUUAUCUGUUGGGCUUUUUCUGCCUAAACCCACAAAAAAUAUUAGUCGAUUUCAUUACACAACCAUGAAUGAAUUUGUGGAACAUUGCAUCUCUAGAAAUAAUAAAACAAAGAGCAUGGCCUAGACCUGCGCUUUUUGUAGAAGUGACUAGACACACAUUUAAUGGGAACUUUACAAGUAAAGAUUGGUUGCAAAUAAAUAUUCCAGUAAAAAUGUAAAUCUAUGUAGAUUUAAAACUGGUGAUGAUUUCUUUAUUCGAUCAGUAAGAAUGAAAAAUGACUUGAGGGGUUAAGAACAAUCUGUUCCUUCAUACAUUGUAUUAUUUAAAAGGACAGACCAGGAUUCUCACAUACGUUUAAGUUGUCAAAGAAUCUAAUUAAAAAGGGAGAUUAAUCUAAAUUCAUGUGGAUUUAGUUCAAUUAAUCUUUGGUGUCACAACAUGCAGAUAAUGUCCCCGCUACAGAGCGACAAUAGGGCCACAGAAACAUGUUCAAGGAAUAUCACAGUGGUGUUUUGGAGUUCAUGACUGAGGUCAGAGUUUGUUUUUAGCUGAAAGGCAGUUCAUGCCACUCAUUUUAACUGGCAAUAAAUGGAUGGCAUUUUAUCUUCCACAAAACAAUGCUUAAUUGAUGAUAUAUUUCCAAUAAAAGGUUUUAAAAGUCAAUCAUAUUAUUGCAUCUAUACAGCAAGAAUGUGUGUUCGAAGGAAUGAGGGCGUAACAAAUCAGAGGCAAGGAUCUCAUCAUGUUUGGUUUAAGGUUAACACCACGCAGCACUUCUUUUGCUCUGAUGCAUUCACAGUUGUUUCAUUUAAAAGUUUUUAUGCCCAACGAUCUGUCGGCUGAAUAGGUUGGGGAUGAAUAAGAAACAAAUGUUGACAGAAUAGGCUUUAGGAAUAUAAACAUCCUACAGUGACCAAUGGGUGUCAAGUAAAUAAAAGUCUCUUAAACCUACAUAGCAUUACUGCAGAACUCCUAGUUUUAUUAGAAAAGGCACAUUAGACUAGUUUCUAACUUUGUCUUUGUUGUAGUCAAUAACUAUUUUAACUAGGGGUCUUACUAAGACUUUUUCUAAAUGUACCUCUCUUUCAGGGAGAUUUGUGGUUUUGAAAGUGACUCACAGCGCUCUAAAUGUACAAAAACACAAUGGGCUGCACUUUACUAUUUCCUACAUUUAAUUAUUCAAAAAACGAUGCAAACUUAAAUCUGUAUGCAAUGUCGUAUUCAAGCUGUUUAAAUCCUUGUGUAGCUGUAAAAUCUCACAUGACCACUGAUUGAACUCGGUAAAAUCGGUGUGCCGUCGAGUAGUUAGCAGGCUGGACAGCAGUGGAAUAGCACACUAACAAACUGAUGACACUAGACGAGGUUUAGUGCUCUGGAGGGGCUCAGGGAGAAAGAGAUAGGGCUCCACAGCUGUUCCACUCACCAGGCCUGGAUGACAGGUCCAUAAAAAGCUCUUUGCAGACAGACACGCUGUGUGCAUGUGAGCCAAAAGGACAGUUGUAUGGUGAUAGGAAUGAGAAGGUAACAGGGGUGGAGUGGCUUGUAUGGUUUGUAUGUGUAUUGGACUCUUGGUACUGCAGCUUCAGUUAAUCUCCUGUGCAGCCACUGUUGCUGCAGGUAUUUUCAAAUCAAGGCAGCCAUUAGUUUUCAGCAUAAAUAAAGUUUGUAACAAAAGAAGAACAUUAGGGUUUGCCUAAAUUGCUGAUGUAACAGUUAGAAAGCUGACCUAUUAAUGACUUAUAUAUACGCGUGUAUGUUUGAUCAGUGGUUUGACACUUAUGCUCAAAUAAAGAUACUGCUCAGUUUGAAAAAAGAAAGACAAUAAGCAAGUCA
This is a messenger RNA of Labrus mixtus (cuckoo wrasse), 4169 nucleotides long. RefSeq names its product forkhead box F1 (gene foxf1). The record is from RefSeq and is a predicted model, not a curated record. Gene Ontology annotation, biological process: regulation of transcription by RNA polymerase II; animal organ morphogenesis. Bases 343 to 1482 code for a protein of 379 amino acids. The transcript is spliced from 2 exons. Lineage: Eukaryota; Metazoa; Chordata; Actinopteri; Labriformes; Labridae. Gene Ontology annotation, cellular component: nucleus. Gene Ontology annotation, molecular function: DNA-binding transcription factor activity, RNA polymerase II-specific; RNA polymerase II cis-regulatory region sequence-specific DNA binding.